AUGAAAAUCCUUCCUUUUCUCCUUGUUCUCCUCUUGGUGGCAUUUCAAGGAGCUGCAGAGCUGCGACUCUGCUGGCCACUCCCAGCCAUGAGGAUCCUGCCUGUCCUCUGUGCUCUGCUCCUCCUGAUGCUCCAGGGAGUGACAGGGCUGUCCCCAGUUCGAGCAUCAGCCCAGGAGUGCGAGCGCCGUGGGGGAUUCUGCUCGCAGCGCUCCUGCCCGCCGGGGAUCGGCCGCGUCGGGCUCUGCUCCGAGCAGGAGUUCUGCUGCCGGAUGCGGUGGUACCCCUGAUGGGCUCCUGGACCCCCGAGCACAACACCAGCUGUGCCCUUCCAUGAUCCAGACAAUGCUGCCUGGAGGCACCGAGCACUGCCAGGGCCAGCAGACCUGGUUUCCAUGGGAAUCCCA
Messenger RNA from Ficedula albicollis (Collared flycatcher), 405 nucleotides. RefSeq names its product gallinacin-5-like. The record is from RefSeq and is a predicted model, not a curated record. Gene Ontology annotation, biological process: defense response. The transcript is spliced from 4 exons. Gene Ontology annotation, cellular component: extracellular region. Lineage: Eukaryota; Metazoa; Chordata; Aves; Passeriformes; Muscicapidae. Bases 1 to 288 code for a protein of 95 amino acids.